This is a messenger RNA of Nilaparvata lugens (brown planthopper), 1861 nucleotides long. RefSeq lists its product as uncharacterized. The transcript has 2 exons. Lineage: Eukaryota; Metazoa; Arthropoda; Insecta; Hemiptera; Delphacidae. The record is from RefSeq and is a predicted model, not a curated record. The coding region runs from base 986 to 1696 and encodes 236 amino acids.
GCUAGAUGUUUUUAAAUAUACACCCAGUAGGAAUAAGGAAAGAGUUACUUUCUGUAUUUGAUUUGUCCAUAGAUAUGGUUUGAUGUAUGUAUAAUAAUUUAAAAAUAAAGAAAAUUAUUGUGACAUUGACUGUUGACAUUUACCUCUCCCCCCUUCUCCGCAUUCCUCUCUCAUUUUUUCUUUCCUGCUAAACGAGUGGGGGAGGAGGAGGACAAAGGAGGAGGAGGAGGACAAAGGAGGAGAACAAAGGACAAUUUUUGUCCUCGGAGAAGAGGAAAAUUGUCCUCGAGGGCAAUUUUUGUCCUUGAAGGACAAUUUUUGUCCUCGGAGAAGAGGAAAAUUGUCCUCAGAGGGCAAUUUUUGUCCUCGGAGGACAGUUUUUGUCCUCGGAGGGGAGGAUUUUUGUCCUCGAAGGAUAAAAUUAAAGUAAAAAUGAACUUACAUGUGUUGAUUUGACGAAAUGACAGCUAUCUCCUCGGCUAUGCUUCUCUCAGCUCAGGUAGCUCCUCGACUGUGGUUGUCUCAGCUCAGGUAUUGUCUCAGCUUAGCUAGCUCCCUGGCUAUGCUUCUCUCGAUGCAGGUAUGUUUCCCUCACGAGAGCACAACUGCUUAUGAGAGCGGAAACCGAGUUGUGAGGUGAGAAAAUGCUGUGAAAAACAAUGAAAUAUUUAAUAACUGCAACCAAAUAUUAGAAAUCAAUAAGUAAGUGUUAUUUCAAAAAUAUCAGAAUGUAACGGAUUAUACUUACAUACAAUCAAAUGUCAGCGUUGUGCUGCUGGUAAACCUCUGGGGAGUUGAGUACAGCACGCUCCAAUUGCACACGCCCCCUCGUAUGCUCUGUCUCACUCUUACAAGCCUGCAACAGACAGAGAAACGACUUGGUAUAAAAUCAGUUGCCUCAGAGGAAAAUCACCAUUUACGUUAGAGAAGAGUUAAGUGAGCUUAUAUACCCUACGUGAACUUCUCCCUAAUCAUCAUCUACACAAUGGAUUCAUCAUCAUCUUCAAGCUUCAUCAUAGCAGACAGCCCACCAACAGAGCAGCAGCUCAACUACUGGCAGCAGCAGCAGAAAGCUCGCAGCUCGGCUGCCACCUCUGCUGUCUCCGCUGGCUCCUCCUCCGCCUCACCCCUGAAGAGACAGGGAAUCUUCGUUCAACGAGAGAGGGGUGAGGAGAUCGUGAUUCCGGACAGUCCUCUGCCACAAUCUACACCGGCUACCUGGGCGCCGCGACGAGCGGUGCUGUCAACUCAACCCAGCAAGCAGCUGGUGAAGAGGAGGCUAGUUUUCGAGGACGAGGGCGUGCUCACUCAAUCAAAGAAACGUGUGCCGGAAGAGGACAGCUCGAUCGUGCCUCUCUUGAGGGAGGAGGAGGGAGUGGAGACAGAGGAUGAGGACUUCCUGAGAUUGUUGAAUAGCCGCACCGAGAAGCCAUGGACACCUCUCCGCGAGUUGGAAGAGGGGUUGCCAUAUCCGAUAUGUGAUGUGAGAGAGGCGUCCAACCAGCACGGGUGGCGAAUUGUGCUCAAAAUCCGGGUACCCGGACUAUGUACAACAGAUGUUUAUCUUCCAGAAAGAUUUAGCCGGAUUUUGAGCACGAAAGACAUUGAAAAUUUCAAAUUAAAGUGCAAAACCUUAUCUCUGUUUGUAAAGCAUGUUAAUGCUUUUAUGACUGACAUAAAAAUUGUUAAAUGCUAAAUUAGCAUUUAGCAUUUUUUAUGUCAGUGACCAUCUAGCAUUAACAUGCUUUACAUGUUAAUAUGUAUGUGUCAGUAGUGUUCAAUAAAUAGUUUUUUUGUUAUUCUAUAAAAAUUGUUCUCAAUUCUCACCUGUUAUACACAGUUCACUAGAAGUAGUAGUAAA